Trichoderma breve is the source of this 801-nucleotide messenger RNA. RefSeq lists its product as uncharacterized. Lineage: Eukaryota; Fungi; Ascomycota; Sordariomycetes; Hypocreales; Hypocreaceae. The record is from RefSeq and is a predicted model, not a curated record. The transcript has a single exon. Bases 1 to 801 code for a protein of 266 amino acids.
AUGAAGGUAGCACCGCGAUACGGGAAAUGGAUUCCUCCUCAUCUUCGAACUUCCGAUACGAUGAGAGCACAGACUGCCGCAGAUGCUCUCGAUAAUGUCGAGGCUAAUUUGGAGCAAACCAACUCUCAAGCUUUGGCAAUGGAGGUAGCACUACAAUCCGUAUAUCGCAAUAGAUGGAUUCCUCCUCAUCUUCGACAAUCCAAUACUAUGGAAGUACAGACUACCACGGACGCUCUCGAUAAUGCCGAGAUCAGUUCAGAGCAAACCAACACUCGUCUCCCACAAGGAAUGGACUCGGAGACAAAAAAUGAUGUUGUCUAUAGAAUGGACAUGCUGGUGCGGGACCUGCUGGCCUCCCGCAAGAGUCUGGAAGACGAAAAGCGGAAAUCAGCAGACAAGGAUGCCGAUAUCGCUCAACUGAAGAAGGAAGUGGCUGACCUCCGGGACAAAGCCCGUGCGGGAGGCCAAAAGCAUGAGGCCGCCGGGGAAGAGGGGUGGGCUUUCUGGGGAUUCGAUAAAGCGAGCGUGUUGAGCUCAGCAAACUGCGAGGAGGUGAAUGAACUGCGGCGGCUGUUGGCGUUUCACAAGACAAACGGGGAGCAAGUAUCAAAGAAGCUCAGAGACUUGCAAGCUACCAACAAGGACCUUGAGGCCCAGCUGCAAGUGGCCGACACGGCACUUCAGGAGCAGAUGUCGCUUUUGUCGGGAUUGGGUAUAUGUGCGCAAGCAGGGGAUAGCAACGACUUACACCAGCAGGAGCAAGCAAUACCAGGUGGCUUGGAGGAUGCAGCCCUUGACUGA